Messenger RNA from Cornus florida, 2463 nucleotides. RefSeq lists its product as uncharacterized. Lineage: Eukaryota; Viridiplantae; Streptophyta; Magnoliopsida; Cornales; Cornaceae. The coding region runs from base 1 to 2463 and encodes 820 amino acids. The transcript has 5 exons. The record is from RefSeq and is a predicted model, not a curated record.
AUGACACCAUCCCCUCCAAAAUUAACUUAUAAAGAUCCCCACCUAACUUCACCAUCAACUUUUCCACUGGCCAGGAAACAAGGGAUUAAUCACCACUCACUCAACCUGUCUUCACCACCUGCAAAGUCCACCAAUGAGAAAGUUACAAUAAGAUCCAUGAAGAAAGCAGCUAGGAGGAAGUCCAGUGGUAGCUCAGAAUUGAUAAUUUGGGUAUUAUGGAACCCAAAUGUUAUUGAUCUCAAUGUGAUUGAUACAAAUAGGCAAGCCAUCCACUGUAGCAUCUCCAUCACAGGCCAAAACAUUGCCUUCUUCACUUCCUUCAUAUAUGCAGCUAACUCUGUUAUUGAGAGACAUGUGCUUUGGGAGAACAUCAUACUUCAUGCAGGUAACUUUGUCCAAUCCCCUUGGCGUUUGAUGGAAGACUUCAAUGCCAUUCCCAAUGCCAGAGAGAAGUAUGGUGGCUCAAUGAGAUGGUGCCCAGCCAUGACUGACUUCAAAGAAUGCCUGCAGAAAGUUGAGCUUGAAGACCUGAAAUUCAAUGGUAUACUUUAUUCUUGGUGCAACAGAAGCUCGGGAGUAGCCUGCAUAGCCAAAAAAUUGGAUCGAGCAUUGGUUAACCAAAAGUGGACCAGCUCAUUCCUAGUAUCUGAAUGCAGCUUCUUGACACCAGGGAUCUCAGACCACAGUCCCAUUCUUGUUUCCACGGAUUUCCACCUCCCAAGGAGAUGUCUCCCAUUAAAAUUCUUCAAUGCUUGGAAUUCUCAUCCCAAGUUCCUACCCUCAGUUCAGGAAGUAUGGAACACAUACAUUAAGGGCACAACAAUGUACCAAUGUGUUCAAAAGCUCAAACUGCUAAAACAAGGCCUCAAAAUUAACUGCAAGAAGGAAUUUACUGAUAUUGAAUCUAAGCUACAUUUAGUCAAAAUGGAGUUUGACUCUUGCCAACUUGAUCUUGACUCCAAUCCAAGCAAUGAUCUCUUUAGGCACCUUGAGAAGUCACUUUCCAAUGAAUACCUGAGGAAUGGGAAGUUGCUUUCUGAAGCUAACAACACAUACAUUGCAUUAGUUCCUAAAUGCCAAAACCUAACUUCCAUCCAUGAUUACAGGCCUAUCUCCUAUUGCAACUCCAUAUACAAAUGCAUUGCAAAGAUCCUGGCAUACAAGCUGCAACAAACCCUCCCUCCCAUCAUUGAUAUGUCACAAUCAGCCUUCAUAAGUGGCAGGAAAAUCACAGAUCCAAUUCUUCUUGCUCAUGAACUACUCAGAGGUUGGAAGAUAUUUAAUGAAACCGUCGCUGGAAUUGAGAUCUUAUUUAAAGAGAAAGAUAUCACCACACUGAAUCUUCCACUACAAAAUGCUUGCAUCUCCUCACCCUUUUUCACCAUUGCUAUAAAUGGAGAAUUUCAAGGGUACCUCAAAGGUAAAAGGGGUUUGAGGCAAGGUGACCCCAUUUCACCAUUCUUGUUUGUCAUUGUAAUGGAUGCAUUAUCCUCUAUCAUAAAUGAUUAUGUUAGAAGAUCUCAUACUUUCAAGUUCCAUUGGAGAUGCGGACCUUUAAAGAUCACACACCUUUUAUAUGCUGAUGAUCUCAUGCUAUUCUGUCAUGGAGAUAUUACUUCUGUUUCAGUGCUGAAAUCAGCCCUUGAUCAUUUCUGUUGUAUGUCUGGAUUGGAUAUUAACUUCUCUAAAAGCAGUAUAUACUUCUCUGGAACUGAUCCUCAUAUAGAAGCUGCAAUCACAUCCUUACUUGGUAUAGGGAUUGGAUCUUUCCCAGUAAAGUAUCUUGAGGUUCCUCUUAUUUCUACUAACCUCAAAUCAUCUCACUGCAGCCAAUUUAUUGAGAAGAUCACAAAUAGAAUCUCAAAUUGGUCUUCGAGGUCUAUUUCUUAUGCAGGUAGACCCCAACUUAUAAAAGCAGUUCUGGUUUCAACUCAAGUCUAUUGGUCAAGUAUCUUCAUUCUCCCCAAAGCAGUUAUCAACGAGCUCAAUCAAAUUUUCAGAGCAUUCCUGUGGUCAGGACCUGAAAUGAAGAUUAGCAAAGCCAAAGUGAAUUGUAAUAAAGUCUGCCUGCUAAAAGAACAAGGAGGUCUUGGCAUUCCAAAUUUGGAGCUGUCAAACAAAGUUGGCAUUCUAAGAAGCAUAACUCUCCUGCAAAUCUCCUUCGCAAAUUAUGCUUCUCAUCAAUGGUCUACCACACAUGGGAAGAACGGAAUGAUCGAAUCUUCAAAGGGAAAUCUUCUACCCAAAGAAUGGUUCUCUCAAGAAUCACUUCCACCAUCAUUGCUAUUCUCAAAUUGGGAUUCCUUCGUGAUUGCUCCUUUUCGAGACAAAUUCUCAUCGACUGGAAUCUUCCUCCCAAUUGCUGUCGUCCUCCACCUAAACUACCGGACUGAAGAUUGCUUGCGUCUUUCGGCGUCCUCCUCUAGGGUUCAAACCAGAUUGUCCUCUAAUAACUUCCAUUAA